ACAGAGAGACAGAGAGAGAGAGAGAGAUGGGUGAGGUGGUGGAAGUGGUGAAAACGAGCCUGCAGGUAGCGAAGGCGAGGGAAGAGGCAGAAACUCCGGCCAUCUCGGCACCGCCGUUUCAACUUGAGUGUCCUUCAAUGGCUCGGUCGCCACUUCUGGAUAUGGGGCGCCCAAAGACCCCAAAAAGCCCGUUUGCUUCGCGUUUGAUGAUGACUCCAAUAGCAAGCCCAAUGAAAAAGGCGAUUACAAGCAUGCAAGGUUGCUUGGAAGAAGUUGGGCACUUCACCAAGCUUGACCCACAGGACGCCUGGCUUCCCAUCACCGAGUCCCGGAACGGCAACGCCUUCUACUCAGCAUUUCAUACGCUGUGUUCCGGAAUCGGCGUUCAAGCCCUUGUUCUUCCGUUAUCUUUCACGGCACUAGGCUGGACAUGGGGAAUUCUGUGUCUUUCCGUGGCUUUUAUAUGGCAGAUGUACACUUUGUGGUUGCUGGUUCAGCUGCAUGAAUCGGAGUCUGGGGCGCGCUACAGCAGAUAUCUCCGCCUUUCCAUGGCGGCUUUUGGUGAGAAGCGAGGAAAACUGUUUGCACUACUUCCGACGAUGUAUCUAUCAGGUGGCACAUGUGUGACCCUAAUUAUGAUCGGAGGAGCGACCAUGAAAAUAUUUUUCCAAACCAUUUGUGGGGCAACAUGCGACGUAAACCCACUAACAACGUUGGAGUGGUACGUAGCUUUCACUUGCUGCAGUAUUGUUAUGGCUCAGCUUCCCAACCUGAAUUCGAUCGCUGGAGUUUCCCUGAUCGGAGCAAUUACUGCCAUAGGCUACUGCACGCUGAUAUGGGUAGUCUCUAUAAGCAAAAGAAGGCCCGUGGGUGUCUCCUAUCACCCACUGGAGGCAAAAUCUGAUAUUGAAAGGCUUUUCAGUAUUUUCAAUGCACUUGGGAUAAUCGGCUUUGCUUUCAGAGGCCACAAUCUUGUUCUUGAAAUACAGGGGACCAUGCCUUCGAGUGUUAAGCGCCCAUCCCGUGUACCUAUGUGGAGAGGAGUAAAGUUUGCAUAUAUAAUCAUCGCAAUGUGUCUGUUUCCCAUUGCAAUUGGCGGCUAUUGGGCUUAUGGAAAUUUAAUACCUAAUGGAGGAAUGCUAGAUGCUUUGCACAAAUACCACGCACAUGACACAUCAAGAUUUCUCUUAGGAUUAACAAGCCUGCUCGUGGUGGUUAACAGCCUAAGCUCAUUCCAAAUAUAUGCAAUGCCAGUAUUUGACAAUCUGGAGUUGAGAUAUACGAGCAAGAUGAACAAACCUUGUCCGUGGUGGCUCCGCUCGGGGAUUCGAGCCGCCUUUGGAUGCCUUGCAUUUUUCAUAGCAGUGGCACUACCAUUCUUGCCAACCUUGGCGGGAUUGAUUGGAGGGAUAGCGCUGCCCAUCACCUUGGCAUAUCCUUGUUUCAUGUGGUUGCUAAUCAAGAAACCCAAGAAAUAUAGUGGAGUUUGGUACCUCAAUUGGGUAUUGGGAGCCUUGGGAAUGGUUGUCAGCAUUCUAGUUGUCACUGGAGCAAUUUGGAGCAUAGUGACCGUAGGAAUGGAGAUCCAUUUUUUCCAGCCCCAAUAAGUAAAUCUGCAAUGGAUCUUGGGUUUCCAAACACACCUCGUAGCCUCAAAUGAAGCCAAGAAUCGUGUACAAGCAACAAUAGCAUGCCUCUCAGCUUUUCUGAGAUGAGUGUAAACCCAUCUGCACUUGCUUACUUGUCAUGAAAUUAUGCAACCCUGUCGAGCAAUUGCUUACCUGUCAUGUAACUAGUUAUGCAUAAAAUGUUUCUUUUGUUAUUAUUGCAAA
This is a messenger RNA of Corylus avellana, 1832 nucleotides long. Its product is annotated as lysine histidine transporter-like 8. Lineage: Eukaryota; Viridiplantae; Streptophyta; Magnoliopsida; Fagales; Betulaceae. The record is from RefSeq and is a predicted model, not a curated record.